Molecule: messenger RNA, 1607 nt
Organism: Mus pahari (shrew mouse)
Lineage: Eukaryota; Metazoa; Chordata; Mammalia; Rodentia; Muridae
Product: selection and upkeep of intraepithelial T-cells protein 10-like
Exons: 7
Coding region: 35-1099 (354 amino acids)
Biological process (GO): regulation of cytokine production; T cell receptor signaling pathway
Cellular component (GO): external side of plasma membrane
Molecular function (GO): signaling receptor binding
Source: RefSeq, a predicted model, not a curated record
UUCUUUUCACACAGUAACAUUGGCUUACACAGUAAUGUUUCUGAGGACACAGAUGGAGCAAAGUCAUGCUGACAUUUUUGCAUUGAUUAAACCACAUUUGGGUGAGAUGGAGCCUUCAGCUUCCUGUUUACCUGGAUUCUUUAUGGCCUUCCUUCUCUUCCAGACCACAGUACUCACCCAAGCUAUGAGCUUGGAUAUACAGAUUAACAUUCAGGUUCCAGGUACAGAAGGGAUACUGGUGGAGUGUACUUCAGGAAGCUUGAUCCCACCUGCUGAGAUGACAUGGAGAGACAGCAAGGGGAAUGUAAUUCCACAGGCAACCACAUUUGACUCUCAGGACAAAGCUGGGUUAUUACAUUUGAAGAGCAGCAUUCUUCUGAAGAAUGGAGCCCAAGGUCCUAUUACUUGCUCAAUUUACAAUCUAACUACUAGUCAGGAGAAAAAGAGAAGUAUUAUCCUACCAGAUGUCCUAUUCAAAUCGGAAUCUAUAUCAUUGAUGUCAAACAAAUUUUCAUGUCCUUUAAUAUAUUUAAUCAUUAUAUUUUUUCUUAAUUGUCUCAGAGGAAUGCUUGAUUUCUAUUGUCUCAAAGGAAAACCUGUUUGUUUCAGAGAACUAAUGAAGAAAAUCAAGGAAGUUUUGAAUAGUAAAAUGGGAGCUUGCUGCCCACUUAUCUGGGAGUUUCUACUGUUAGUUUCAUAUAUUGCCUUCCUCCCCCUCUACUUGAAGUUCAGAAGCAGAGCUUCUAUUUUGAAUGAUGUAUACCCAUUAUAUAGUAAUUGGCUGUGGGACAUAUGCAUAAUCUUGAGUGUACUGAUGAUAUUUUUCACUGGGCUCAUUAUGUUUCUACUUUGGACCCUAAACCGUUAUGGUCAGAUGUCAUACUUACCUUCCACAAGCAUGGAUCUUUCCAAACAUGACUCUGAGCAAAAUAGUUCUCAAUCUUCUGAGUUCCAAGAAACUUGUGAUGUGAACAGAGAAAUGCUACUAGGAACAUUUGAAGAGACAAUAUUUAGUCAACACCAAGAAAGUUAUGAAGAAGAUAGCUUCAACCCUCUUCAGCCCUUAAGAUUGAAUUGCAGUCUUAAUUGCAAAACUUGAGGCAGUAAAGAAAGACAGAAAAGGAUGUCUUGAACUAUAAAAUUUAUAUUUAUAAAACAUACAAUCAAUGGGGUCUUCUGAUUACAUUUUAUUAUGCUUUAAAAGUAUAAAUUUUUAAAAUACAUUUUAGUAUGUUAGAAUUACAUUAUAUUCCCUCUUCUCUUUUCUCUCUCCAGCUCCUCCCAGGUAUCCUCCUUUCAAUGCUUUCCAUGCACCCCUGCUCAAACUGAUACUCUAUUGAUUAUUACUGUUAAACAUGUAACUAUGUAUAUGUAUGCAAAGAUAUAUAAAUACAACCUUCUGCUCUGUUUUUGUUGUUUGUGUCUAUAUAAUGUCAGGGCAAAAUUUAGAGAUUUUGAUGCCAAGAAGUAUCCACAUGGGUUGUGAUAUCCUUCUCCACAUCUUAAAUUCAGUAAAGAUUUAAUCAAUGUGAAUUUUUAAAAAAUUAUUUCUUGACAAUUUUUCUUCAAGUAUGAAAAUGUAUUUUUUUUAAGAAAGGAUAAUUGAA